Molecule: messenger RNA, 1503 nt
Organism: Phytophthora sojae
Lineage: Eukaryota; Oomycota; Peronosporomycetes; Peronosporales; Peronosporaceae
Exons: 1
Coding region: 1-1503 (500 amino acids)
Source: RefSeq, a predicted model, not a curated record
AUGCAGCUGCACUGGGGGGACGUCACCCGCGAGGAGGUCGAGAUCGGCCAGACGCUGUUCGCCGAGGCCACGGCCAUGCCGCUGGACAAGGUGGCGGCCAAGCCCAAGCUCUGGGGGGACUGGAAGCGCAACGCUGCGAUCGGCGCGGCGGCGGUGACUGGAGGCGCGUUGCUGGCUGUGACGGGCGGACUGGCUGCCCCCGCCAUUGCGGCGAGCUUGACGGCACUAGGAGGAGCUGGAGUGACGAUUGGAGCGGCGGUGGGCUCCACGGUGGGGGUCACUGCUACGACGGUGCUGUUUGGAACUGCAGGUGCCGGUGUGAUGGGCAUGAAGGCAGAUACGAGGACGAGAGGAGUUCACGACUUCAGCUUUGAUCUCGUGUCGGCUGGUGACGGCAUGAAUGUGUACAUUUGCGUGUCUGGGUGGCUGGAUGACGAUGACCCGCCUGUGAGGGGAUUCCGGCGAGCGUGGGGGGACAGCAGGGAGUACCUGCGCGCGUUCUACAGACAGAGGAACCCGGAGAAGGUGGACCAGGUGGACCAGGUCAUGGAUCGCUAUAAAGGACGGGAGGACGAGUUCUUCGGGAUCUUGCGACGCAAAUACGGCAUUGAAGCGGGCAGCCCCGACAACGACCCGUUGGGUAUUGCAGAUCUGUCGCGGAUGUCCAUAGCAGACCAAGAUGCACGAUACAGCGACUUUACGAGUUUGAACAGCGACUCGAACGCGAUUUCCAGCACUACGUCUACCGCAAGGACGAGCAGUGGCAGUGGCGGCUCAGUGUGGGAGCUGGGGACCAAACACGAGCCGCUGCGCGCGUGGCGAUGGAAGGACCGCUUCCCUCAGGGUGACCAGUACUGCCUCGCGUGGGAGGAAGCAGGGCUUCGACGCUUUGGCAAGUCCAUGCGCACGUUUGCGGCCGAGCAAGUUUCACAAUACGCAACGACUGAGCUCGUCAAGUACACGGCCCUCGCGGCUUUAUUCGCUGCGGUGGCGAUCCCGCGAGUCAUCUUUCGCCUAGCAGACAUCAUCGACAACGCGUGGACAGUUACCAUGAACGCUGCAGACGCUUCGGGGAAAUUACUGGCGGAUGCACUGCGCCAGCGCGAGCAGGGCCUGCGUCCUGUUACGUUGAUCGGCUAUGGUAUGGGUGCCAGAUUGAUCUUCUCGUGCCUGAAGGAGCUCGCCAAGAGCGAGUCGCUGGACGAGGCGUGCGGAAUUGUGGAAAACGCAGUGUUGCUCGGAUCCCCCGUCCCCUUGGCACGAGACGAUUGGACCAACGCGCGUCGCGUGGUCUCUGGGAGGCUUAUCAACGGGUACUCCGAGAAGGAUUGGAUGCUGGGGAUCAUGUACCGGUACCAGGGCUGGGCACUGAACUCGGCUGGCAUCGCUCCAAUCGACAUUGCUGGCGUUGAGAACGUGGAUCUGUCGGAGAUUAUCGGUGGACACCUCGAGUACAAGAGCAAAAUUGGUGCUAUCAUGGAUCUGCUCCAGCUGGAAAGCUAG